This is a messenger RNA of Meloidogyne enterolobii, 276 nucleotides long. The record is from the annotation of a GenBank genome assembly. Lineage: Eukaryota; Metazoa; Nematoda; Chromadorea; Rhabditida; Meloidogynidae.
CGUUUAAAGGAAGGUGAAAGACGUAUGGAGGAAAGAUUAAAAAUAGUUGAGAAAAGAGACAGAUUAGUGGAGGAAAUGGAGAAAUUAAUUGAAGCUAAAAUCUUAAAAUUAAAUGAAAGAAUUGUUAAACUCGAAGCAAGUCGAAGAUUAAUUGAGGAACAUGAAAGAUUAGCGAGGAAAAAGAAGAGAUGGGGUAGUUGUCAGAUAGUAAGUGAGAAUGGUGGUACAAUUUUGAAACGUACUCGUUCUCAUUAUGAUUUAUCUUUAACCGAAUAA